This is a messenger RNA of Dermatophagoides pteronyssinus (European house dust mite), 2709 nucleotides long. RefSeq lists its product as uncharacterized. The record is from RefSeq and is a predicted model, not a curated record. Lineage: Eukaryota; Metazoa; Arthropoda; Arachnida; Sarcoptiformes; Pyroglyphidae.
CGAAACAAACAAAAAAUGGAUAAAAAUAGUUCAUUAAAAUGUUUAAAAUUUUCAUUAAUAGCCGGAAAUUCGGCUGUAAUUGCAAUUGGUUUAGCUGGUUUUCUAACUGGUUUAAUACAACCAAAUUCAAUGCAACAUUUAACUGUUUCUGGUUCACAAUUAACAUUAAUCAGUUUAUUAAUGGUAUUUAUUGGUAUUAUCGGUUUGAUUGGUUCAUUACGUGAACAUUUUUGCCUGUUAUUAACAUAUGGAUUAUGUUUGUUUAUUGUGUUCAUAUUUCGUUUGAUUUGGUCAUUAACAACACCAUUACAUCAAAGUGGUCGUUUUUUAAUGGAUACAACAGCCAGUCUAACAAUAUUAUCUAGUCUUUUGAAAAUAUUUUUAAUGAUUUUUGCUAUUUUAUUGGCAUUGGCAACACAAAAUUCUCUUCCAUUAACAAAAGAAAAAUUUUAUUAUCUUAAAAAUAAAUUUAAAUUUAAAAAACCAAAAUCCAAAUUAUCAAAACAUCAAAUUGAUUCUGAUUAUCAUCAACGAAAACAACCAAAGAAAUCUUCUUCUUCAUCAUCUUCUACGGUGAAAUCCAAAAACCAUCAGCAACAAUUAUCAGCAUCAAAAUUAUUAAGACAAUUUCAAGAUUCGAAUGCAAUCUACAGUAAUAAUGGUUCAUUGAUGAGCCAUAAUAAUAAUAUCUAUGAAAGUGGUAGACGACGAAGUCCAUCGAAUCGUUUAAUAAUGAAUGGUCAUCCUCAUCAUCGAUCAUCAUCAUCACGAUCAAGACAACAACAACAACAACAAUCAUCUGGUUAUUCGGGUGUUGGUUAUAGUGGUCCAACGACUAUAACAACCGAAACCGGAGCAAUUGGAACCGGAUCAGUAGCAAUAGCUAUCGAUGGUAGCAAUAGUGGACAAUCAUCAUCAGCAAGUCAAGAUAGUAAUAAUAAUAUUAAACAUUCGAAUCAAAUAUUGGAUGAAAAAUUAAAAAUUGAUUCAUCAAUGUUAUUACAUAAUCAUCAUCAUCAUCAUCCUCAUCAUUAUCAUCAACAACAACAACAACAACAACAUUAUGGUCAAAAAAAUCAAAGCCAUUCUUUGCCACGUGAUCAACGAAGUGGUGGUGGUCAUCGUGAACGACCAAAAACAUUAUCCAAUGAUUAUAUUCAUUAUCGUUCACCAUCACCUCCAUCGCCACCACCAUUUCAACAACGAUCAUCGUCGACAAGAAAAACAGAAGAUCCAAUUCGUCAACAAAAAUCAAAUAAAUUUACAAAUCAACCAUUUUAUAAUCCAUAUCGUUCAUUACCAAAAAGUACGACGAAAACAUCGUCGACAACGAUGACGGCGAAUAAAAUUCCCGAAUCUAAUAAAUCCAAACCAACAUCAUCAUCGACACAAUUACGACCAACAACAUUACCACGAAGUGUAUUAUAUUCAAUGACAACAACAACCGCAACAACGUCAACAACAACAACAACGACACAGCCAAAUUAUCGAUCCUAUCUUACCUCAUCAUCACGGUUAACAUCAUCAAAUGAAAAACAACAACAACAACAACAAUCAUAUCCGAUGACAACAACAACAACAAUAAUGACAAGUCCAACAAUAACAUCACGAUUAUAUUCAUCAUCACCAAGUAUUGUACCACCGAUAACAAUGAUAUCGACAAAUAUUCAAAUGAUCGAUGAUGAUCCGAUAACGACAUCAACUUCGUCGACAACGAUGACAUUGUCGACGACAAAAACGAAUGAUAUGAAUUUAAAAACAAAACCAUCAUCAUCAUCAUCAUCAUAUCGUUUUGGUAGAUUAUUUGGAUCAUCACCAUCAUAUUAUCCAUCAAAAAAUGUUGAAAACAUUUCAUCAACAACAACAACAACAACAAAUCUAAGUCAAACAAGAAAUUUAUUCUCAACUUAUACAUCACCAUAUACAAGUCAUUUGUCAACAACACCAUCAUCAUUAUCAUCAUCAACAUCGAAUGUGUUGAAUGAACAACGAAGACCAAUAAGUCCAACAUAUCCAUCGAUGAUUAAAUCACCAACACCAUCACCUACAAAUGAUUUGAUGAGAAAACAAAAAGAUUAUCAUCAUGAUACAUUUCAUCAAUGGUCAUCGACAUUAUCAUCACGAACACCAACACCGCCAACAACGAUAAUCAAUAAUAAUGGUGAAACAAAUCAAUUUCUUCCAUCGUCAACAUUGAUGACGACGACGUCGACGACAACAACAACAACUAAAAGUGGACCAUCAUCAACAUCUGUAAAUCUUUUUGCUAGAGUUUAUCCAAAAACAUAUGAAGAAUAUGUAAAAUCUUAUCGUUAUCCUGAAUCAUGGAAACAACAACAACAACAACCAAAAGAGUUACAAUCAACAAUAAGUGAUACAAUGAUUGCAAUUGAUCAAACUAGCACAACAAAAACCUCAUCAACAACAUUACCACGAAAUGAAAAUAUAUUUGUCGUGACUGGUUAUAAUCGUACGAAUAAAAAUUUAACAGAUGCAAAUAAUCCGAAAAAAACAACAACAAUGAAAACAUUAACAACUACACAACAACAACAACAACAAAAUGAUGAACGACAACAAAAACGUAUGAUAUUCUAUAAACAACAAACAUUAUUUCAAUAAUAUCAUAAUCCAUACGACAUUGGUGACAUUAUCAUUAAUAUUUUUUUCGACAAAUAUAGCCAAACCUUGUAAAUGAUGUUAUUUUUUUUC